This is a messenger RNA of Trachemys scripta elegans, 3181 nucleotides long. It is a transcript of the gene CEP78, whose product is annotated as centrosomal protein 78. Bases 208 to 2541 code for a protein of 777 amino acids. Gene Ontology annotation, cellular component: centrosome. Lineage: Eukaryota; Metazoa; Chordata; Testudines; Emydidae. The transcript is spliced from 17 exons. Gene Ontology annotation, molecular function: protein binding. The record is from RefSeq and is a predicted model, not a curated record.
GCUCGCUGUUUGGUUGCAGUGACUUCUUUGACUCUGGAAUAAAGGCUCCCAGUCUGUUUCCGUUCCUGGCUGGCGCUAGUAAAUCAGCUCACUCAGAAGUGAAGGUUUAUACAGCUCUCGAGAGGGGCGUAUUGUGAGAUCAGAACGAGAGAAAAGCUGGGAUCAGCCUAAGCAGAGUUUAGAGAGAAACUCAGCACGUGAAUAGAAAUGAUUGACUCAGUCAAAAUAAGGAGACAGAGCACCUUGGAUUUUUACUCUCACUAUGAAUUUCUCUGUGCCGUUCAAGGCUCUGUCCCACUAAAAACUGUGAAAGCUAAUGUGAAUCAGGGCAUUCUUGAGCUAAAUGCAGAUCGCCUCAAGGCUCCUGACUGGGCACCACUUCUGAAUGCUAUCAGGCAUAAUAAGACUUUGACUUCUAUUGUAAUAAGAAGCUUUCAUCAACAGGGUCUUGGAGAAUCAGGGGCUGACAGACCUAAAACCUACUUUAGAAGACGAAUUCCAGCAAUUCGAUCAAAAGACAUGACUACUCAAUUAUGUAAAGCCAUCAGAGGUUGUCUGAAUAUGUCAAGUGCUCUAAAAAAUUUGGAACUUGAGGGACUGCUUCUAAGAGAGCGAGAUCUAAUAUUUUUAACAAAGGGGUUGGCCAAGACAUCAUCUUUGGAGAGCUUGUCAUUAGCACAUUGUCCAAUUGAAGAUGGAGGAUUGGAAACAAUCUGUCAAAGUGUGAGAAACUCUGCCAACAUCAAAUCUAUAAAUUUUACAGGAUGUAGUUUGACCUGGCGGGGAGCAGAACACUUGGCCAAUGUCUUAAAGCAUCAGGCGAUGAAAAGACAUGGUGAAGCUUGGGCUGAAAGCCUACGCUAUAGGAGACCUGAUCUUGACUGUAUGGCAGGUUUGAGGCGUAUCACUCUCAACUGCAAUGCACUUGUUGGUGAUCGAGGGGCUAGAGCCUUUGCAGAAUGUCUUGGAGAGGACCUGUGGCUGAAAGCACUUGACAUGCAGCAGUGUGGAAUUUCCAACGAUGGGGCAAAAUCAUUGUUAGAUGCUUUUCAAACUAAUACAACUCUAGUGAUAUUGGAUGUAAGAAAAAAUCCAUUAAUUGAUCACACUUUGAUGAAAAAACUUAUUGAAAGAGUUCUCAUGAAUGGAAACAGUACUUGUUCAGAGUACAAGUGGCUGACAUCUCCUUCUUCAAAGGAUAUUCUCAAACCUAAAUCAAAAAAAAGAACUAUUGUCCUAGGAAGUGGUCGGAAAGGAAAAGCUACUAUUCGUAUUGUGAUUUGGAGACACAGAGGAUUAGCAUCUAAAAAGCCCAUGCACCCUGGAAAGAGUCCAUCUGAUAAAGAUACCUGUUCACCAAAACCAUUACCACCAGGUGCAUAUGGUUUCCUACCUUGGCGUACUGCAGAGCGUGCAAAGAGGUGCAGGGGAUUCCCAGUGGAUGGUACCCAGGAGUUACCACUGAAGUUCCAGCAGACAGGCAUUCCUGUGAAAGUGACAGUGGAAAGUGCUUCUACAUCUGAAACUGAAGAGACAGAAGGCGCUUUCGGGGACAUUAUGCAUGAUCCUGAUUUGACAAAAUCCCCAGUUAAAACUAAUGUAAGACGAUAUCAGCAAUUACGGACAGAGUUGGAAGAAUGUCUAUUAAAAUUAAAGGAAGAAAGAAGGGCAAGAGUAAAGGCCGAUGAACGGAUAAUGGAGCUGGAAGUUGAAAAUGCCCGAUUAAGGAAUCUAAACUUCUCUCUGUCUGAGGUUCUUCAUGCACAGUCAGUAACCAACAUGAUUCUGGAAGAUGAAGGUGUUCUGGGCAGCAUUGAGACCUCUUUCCAAAAGUUUCAUGCUUUUUUAGACCUUCUUAAAGAUGCUGGACUUGGGCAACUUGCUACAAUAGCUGGGAUAGACCAAUCUGAUUUUGGUUUGUUGGGCCAUCCCCAAAUGAAUUCUACUGUCAGCAAACCUGCUAUUAUACAAAAGGAGAAAUCAUAUGAAGAAGAAAGACAAGAACAAACACAGAAUAGCAAAAAUGUUGGUGGAGACAUCAAAGUUUCUCUUCCAGGCCUCAUCCAUUCUCAGGUCCUUGUGAAUACCUGUGCCAUUCCCAGAGAAAUACAAGAAUUUCAGGUCACUGUUAAACAGCAGCAAGGUUUAUUGGGAGAAACCGAAGCUCAAAUGGAUAAUCAAAGAAAGGAAGAGGAAACAUCCAAAAAUAGCAGGCCUUCAUCCUCUGAGAAGAGUGUCAAAUUAAGUGAACAGACAAAAGGUCAUUCUUCGAAGCAAUCAGCUACUAGUCAGUGUUCAUUCUCUGAUUCCAAUGUAAAUCUGAAGAGUAAGGGUAGCAAAACAUUCAGUGCCACUUCUAGUGAAGACAGCCAAAACUGUUCCUCAAAAAAACACAUCUGCAGAACAAAUGAAACUGGAAUUGCAAAUGUUGCAGUCCGAGGAGAUCAAAGUAAACACCAAACAGCAGAUCAUUCUAGAAAUGGCACAGAAGGAUUUGAUUCUGAAAUACAAGAAAGUAUCCAUUCCAUGAAAAGCAUUUGAAAUGAGUCUAAAAAGAAAGUUCAGAUUGUUUUCCACAUGUGUAGAAUAAAAAAUGUCCAUAGGUUUUUUUGUUUGUUUUUGUUUUGUUUUUAGAGAGAGAGAGAGAGAGAAAUGUAUGCUUUGAAAACUUGGUAAAACUUUUCACACUCUUUACUGUUUCUGUUUCAUAUAACCAUAAUCUUUUUUCCAUUACACAGUUUUUAGAGAAACCAAAUGAAACAUCAACAGAAUGGUACCUGUCAAUGUUGUCUGAGUUUAGAAAGGCAGUGAUGUGAUGUAGAGGGGUGUUUGAUUUGCUGUGCAGUACAAAUGAAUAUAGAUUUAUUAAAUAAAGUUUUAAGCAAAUAAAAUGAAUGAGACAGUACUAAUUAUGAUUUGCAUUUUCAGUUGAUCAUAUUUCAAACCAUUGUUUAGUUGUAAUUACAUAUCCAUUGGUGCCUAAGACAAUAUGGUAUAUUCUCCCUUCAUUGUUUAUGCAUAGCUCCCAUUAUUAUUGGGAAAAUCAAGGGUGAGUCUAAACCCCUUGCUAGUUAAUAUUGUUUAUUAAAGUAUGUUCUUGUUUCAUAGUUAUAGACACAAUAGUGGUUUUGUAUAUCUUUGACAGUAACAUGUGAAUUGAAAUUACAGUAAUUUUAUUUAA